CACAGCCUGUGCCCAUUCCUACCAGGAGUGGCUAAGUGUCAAUAGGCUUCUUUUCUUCCAGGGAGGCCAGGUGGGCUUUUCUCUACCUAGUACUUUGGAGGUGGGGGGGGGGCAUGAGAGAGGGGUUUAGAAUCUUCUUAUAUAUCAGGAACCAAGUAAGGUUUUGAUUGAGAACUAAGAUCCUAUAAAAAGAAAGUAUAAAACUAUCAGGAUAAAGAAAACCUAGAAGCCUCCUCUCUCCUGUGACAGCCCCUAGGACUCCUGAGGAAAUGGCAUGAAAUUGGCUGUAUUUGCAGAGGACUUCUCCCAUAUCUGUAAUGUUUAUUUAGCUGUGGGUGGUAGGUACAUAGUGUUCAUCAUUUUAUCUCUAUAACUUGGUGUAUGUGAAAAAUACUAAAUUGUACAAAUUCAAACAAAUAGAAACACAGACUUUGCCAUGAUUGCCAUCUACCCUUCCACUCCCAGCCAUACACAAACAGGGCUGACCAGGGAGAUUCUGUCACAGGUCUGCAAGGAUGGCAGAUGUCUCACAUGGGUUGGAGCUCUUAGUUCAAAACAAAAUUUUACCUAGUCCAGCUCAGGCCUGCAGCUGUCUUCACUGAGAUGCUUGGUAAAAAGGUUGCAUUUUCUCCUUCUAGGAAGGGGGAGCUUCAUCCUGUUCCAUUUCCAUUCUUUUCUCUUUCUCUUAGGUAUGGUGGGAGGAAUUUGAGACUAUGCACAAGUCUUCAUUAUGGUCUUCUGUCAAUUCAUACUCAGCCUGUUUUCCCUCACAGCUGUUAAUGUUAAAACUGCAGAGAUUUACAGAGCCUCUUUUCAAGAUCGGGGUCCAGAGGAAGAACUACGCGCUGCGCGGGCUUUAACAGGGGGACCAAUGAUUAGCAUUUACGAUGCAAAGACAGAACAACUUCAGAUAGGACCGUAUUCCUGGAUGCCAUUUCCUCAUGUGGAUUUCUGGUUGCAGCAAGAUGAUAAAGAAAUACUAGAGAACUUUUCCACUUCACCUUUGGCUGAGCCGCCCCACUUUGUUGAACAUAUUAGAUCUACCUUGAUGUUUUUAAAAAAACACCCAUCUCCAACUAACAAGCUGUUUCCUGGAAAUAAAGCUCUACUCUACAAAAAAAAUGAAGAUGGUGGCUUAUGGGAAAAGAUCUCUUCUCCAGGAAGCUAAACGUAGGAUAUUACCAAAGAAAGCAACUUUUUGGCAUGACAAAGACCAUUGAUGGGGGCUGGAAAGAAUAUGGAUUUGGAACCUACAUCCAUUGAGCUCCUUUACUUGGCAUCUUUCAAAUGACUUUCAAAAUAAAUCUUAUUUUGGCAAAGGCA
This is a messenger RNA of Otolemur garnettii (small-eared galago), 1323 nucleotides long. RefSeq names its product protein N-terminal asparagine amidohydrolase-like. The coding region runs from base 731 to 1168 and encodes 145 amino acids. Gene Ontology annotation, molecular function: protein-N-terminal asparagine amidohydrolase activity. The record is from RefSeq and is a predicted model, not a curated record. NCBI's taxonomy places the organism in Eukaryota, Metazoa, Chordata, Mammalia, Primates, Galagidae. Gene Ontology annotation, biological process: ubiquitin-dependent protein catabolic process. Gene Ontology annotation, cellular component: nucleus. The transcript is spliced from 3 exons.